Messenger RNA from Saitoella complicata NRRL Y-17804, 593 nucleotides. RefSeq names its product RNA-binding domain-containing protein. The coding region runs from base 21 to 422 and encodes 133 amino acids. Gene Ontology annotation, cellular component: exon-exon junction complex; nucleus; cytoplasm. The record is from RefSeq and is a predicted model, not a curated record. Gene Ontology annotation, molecular function: mRNA binding. Lineage: Eukaryota; Fungi; Ascomycota; Saitoellomycetes; Saitoellales; Saitoellaceae. Gene Ontology annotation, biological process: RNA splicing. The transcript is spliced from 3 exons.
GGAACGACCACCCCGAUGAAAUGGUCGUCGAUGAGCCUGAAAGUGGUUAUACUCACACGGCAUCCGACGAACCGUCAACUCCAGUUCGUUCCAUCGAAGGUUGGAUCAUUCUGGUGACCAACGUGCACGAGGAGGCAUCGGAAGAGGAACUGCAAGACGUCUUCGCAGAGUACGGAGAGGUCCAAAACUUGCACAUGAACUUGGACCGAAGAACAGGAUAUGUAAAGGGUUAUGCGUUGAUUCAAUAUCCGACACUCGGAGAGGCAAAGGCAGCCGUGGAGGGGGCUAAUGGAACAAAGUUCUUUGAUCAGGAGUUGAGUGUCGAUUUUGCUUUUGUGAGACCACCUGUCUCUGAGGACCGCGGGCGUGGCGGACGUGAAGGAGGGGAGCGUGAGAGAAGCCGGAGUCCGGAGAGGGAGUGAACAGGGAUAUGAAGGAGAUGGAGUUGAAAACGUGAGGAACAUGAUACCCAAAGUUUGGAUGUGAUCGGACGACUGGUGCUGUGGUAUGACAUGCAAGUGUGAAGUGAUCAAGCGGAGGAAAGGUCUUUCGGCGCAUGUACUAGACCAGGAAAAUUGCAUACCAUUGUGCCA